Molecule: messenger RNA, 2103 nt
Organism: Naegleria fowleri
Lineage: Eukaryota; Heterolobosea; Eutetramitea; Acrasida; Naegleriidae
Exons: 1
Coding region: 1-2103 (700 amino acids)
Source: RefSeq, a predicted model, not a curated record
AUGAAACGAAGACUCUCUCAUCAUGAUUGCGCCACAGCAGCACUUGAUCCUCCUGCAAUCAAACACACAAAAUCAUCGAAUAGCAUCAUCAUCUCGUCAGAAGAACCUGUGGUCGUGAAAAUUAUUCAUCAUCUCCUGUCGGAACCAUUGGUGGUGGAUCGGAUGUAUCAACUCUUGCAACAAAAAUUUGAAAAUCAAUCGAAAGGAUUUUGCAAAUGGUUAAAGGCAAAGGAGAAAGUCUUGAAAGAAUCUCACGGUCCCAUAGAAAUUGAAUUCAUGAAUGAUGAGGAAUAUGUGAUUAAACGUCUCUGUGAUGGCUCUUGGUACUUUCCGAUGAAAUGGAUCACAACAAGCAUGGACAUUUCAAAACUAUGUGAAAAUAAUGAAGAAAUGAUAGGUAGAAUUGAUUUUUGGAGACCUUUCAAAACAUCCAUUUUGAAAUCCCUUUCUUGCUAUGAAAUGAAAAUUUUACAUUACAUUCCAAAAGAGUUUUUCUUUGAAUAUAAAAAAGAAAUUUCAGAGAUAUUUCAAAACAAGUGGGAAUUUACAUUUUUAUUUGACCUUGAUGAUUUUGAUCAGGCCAUGCAUAUACUUACUUUUGAAUGGUGUCAAUUGUUUCAACUCUCAGAAAGAUUACGAGACAAUGAAGAAGUUGUGAAACAAGCCAUUCAACGUGACCCUUCGAACACGCGAUAUGCAUCUGAAAGGUUGAAAAAGGACAGAAAAUUCUGUAUGGAUAUGGUUCGUUCCAACUAUGACGUCUUUCCAGAAUUAUCUCAAGAAUUGCAAAGAGAUACAAAAUUUAUAAUGGAGUUGUUGAACACAACUUCUAUCAAUGAGGAUGAUGGAACAAUCCAGGAAGACCUUCUUUCAACAAGAUGUAAUAUUCCAGAAUUAAUCAAUCACAUAGGUCAGGACAUUCUCAAUGAGCUACCAUUGGAAACGAUCAUGCAAGUCUUUCAACAAUUAUUUCUCAAAGAUGCUCCUUUUUGUCUAUCCAACAAGGACAUGUUGAGAUUGGUGCUUCAAAUGCUUCAUCAUUUACCUGAUGAGUACUAUCGAGCACAUAAGAAUUAUCAACGCCAUCUCACACAACAAGGACAAUUUGCUCGAUCAUUAUUUGAGAAUUGGGAAGAAUCCUUCCAAGAAGAACUUGGGGAUCAUGAAUAUGUUAUUCUAUUUGCACAAGUGAUGAAUCGAGUCUACAUGCAUUUUGAUCAAGGAGAUUUGAAAAAUGAUGAAGAAUUUAUUUCGAAGCGUGUGGAUUUGAGACUCAUGAUGAAAUACUCACAAAUUUGUUUGAGACACGACAGAAAUUUUGUGUUGAAAGCUGUCGAGAGGAAUGGAACUAUUUUCAAUGAAAUUUCAUAUGAAAAAUUUCGAAAUGACAAGAAGAUAGUUUUAGUUGCUCUUUCGAGUGAAAAUCCAUGUUCAUAUAACAACAUUCCACAUCAAUUUCACAAAGACAAAGAAUGUCUUUUGACAGCACUGGAAAAUGCAGAAAUGGACGAUCAUCUACUUGACUAUCAAUUUUCAAGAUAUGUUGAAAUGAAUGAUCGAGAUAUCAUCAUUGCUGCCAUAAAGAAAGAUGGCGAAAUGUUAUCGCACCUUCCCAUCAAUUUUAAACAGGAUACAAACUUUAUUUUGAAAUGUGUGACAGAAUAUCCACACAUUAUGGACUAUUUAUUAGAGACCAAGGAUGUUCUUGUAAAUGAUGAAAUUAUUUCCGAAUAUGUGAAACACAGUGGUGUAAUGACAAAGAAUCUCUUAAAUUGGCUUUGCAAGAAAUAUUUCAAUGAUCGAAAUGCAGAAGAAAUUUCAUUGGACGAAGCUGCUUCAUUAUUGUACCGUUUGAGAGGCCAGAGAUUGGAAUUUGAAUAUUUUGGAUGUCACAUUCCUCAAAAUCACUUGUUGAAAGAGCCAAUCAAGCUGUUGGAGGGACAUUCAAACGUGUUUUCAAAGUCGGAUUUCUGUAUCGAACAGGAUGCUCCACUCAAGAAAUACAAUUCAUGGAAAGAGUAUUUGUUUGGGAAUGCAAGUUGGGAAAUCUUUGAACAAUGUUCUUCAGGGUGUUUUGAUGAAAACGAUUCGGAAGAGGAUUGA